AUGAGAAAACAACUCCCGGCAUCUGUUGAAACUGGUAUUGUUGAAGAUGCAGCAAAUUUAUCAUCAACAAGGAUCAAUGAUCAAUCUGAAAACGAUGAUUUCUCUCCGACAAGUUUUGACGAUAACAAUGGACCAUUGGCUGAUGAUAUUAUUUUUGAAAUUCUUCAAUUCCUUGAUUCCAUGUUGAUCAUUCAAAUUUGUAUGAAAAUUUCAAAACAAUGGAGACGGGUAUCAUUUCAAAUUCCUCUCUCAUUAGCAUUCAUACCAAAUCACUUCAAACAACCAAAGCAUGAGUCCAUCAAACUUUUAGCUGAUUGUGAAUAUGUGAAGAAUUUGACUUGUUUGAGUCUGGAUACCAAUCAAAUUGGCAAUGAAGGUGUUAAAUAUAUUGCUGCAAGUGAAUACUUGAAUAAUUUGACUUAUGUGAAUCUGGAAUGGAAUAGAAUUAGCAAAGAAGGUGCUAAAUAUUUUGUCGCAAGUGAAUGUUUGAAGAAUUUGACGUCUUUGAAUUUGUAUUACAAUGAAAUUGGCAAUGAAGGUGCUAAAUAUAUUUCUGAAAGUGAGUGCUUGAAGAAUUUGACUUAUUUGAAUCUAGAUAGAAAUCAAAUUGGCAAUGAAGGUGCUAAAUAUAUUUCUGAAAGUGAAUACUUGAAGAUUUUGACUUCUUUGAGUCUGGACGACAAUGAAAUUGGCAAUGAAGGUGCUAAAUUUCUUGCUGCAAGUGAAUGCUUGAAGAAUUUGACCUUUUUGAAUCUGGAUAGAAAUCAAAUUGACAAUGAAGGUGUCAAAUAUAUUGUUGAAAGUCAAUGGUUGAAGAAUUUGAGUUUGUUGUCUUUGGAAGAUGAUUAG
Molecule: messenger RNA, 849 nt
Organism: Naegleria lovaniensis
Lineage: Eukaryota; Heterolobosea; Eutetramitea; Acrasida; Naegleriidae
Exons: 1
Coding region: 1-849 (282 amino acids)
Biological process (GO): activation of GTPase activity; nucleocytoplasmic transport
Cellular component (GO): nucleus; cytosol; perinuclear region of cytoplasm
Molecular function (GO): GTPase activator activity; small GTPase binding
Source: RefSeq, a predicted model, not a curated record